GAACUUUGUUUAUGUUUUGACUUUUAUCCCUCUCAGCAAACCAAUGAAUUACAUAAACAUCAUCAUCAUCUUUUCACAACCAGUCAUCUACUUUCUCUAACUGAACUUGACAGCCAGAGCCUUUACCCACUGCUGCCUCAGGCCAUGUGUGUUUCUGUUCAAACUGUACUGAUUGUCACAUGGGCUAAGCACUCUCAUUUCACACCACUGUGACUGCAAGCUGCAGUUCUCCAGGUGCCCUGUGGGCUGGUUGGAAAAUACUUCUUCAUCCACCUGGGAAGAAAUCAGUGUAAGGCUACUGCACAGGCUGCACCCCAAAGUCUGCAAGUCUGCAGUUCAGCACUCUGAUGCCCCCACGAGAUUCAGAGGUUUAUGACUUAGAAUUCCAAAGGAGUACCCACAGCUUGCAGCUCCUGUCCGUGGGAGUUUUGCUAGUGGAGUGUGUCACAGCAAGCAUAAGACUUCAGUUCUUUAGUGUUUGUUCAUCUGUGGAGCAAUUUAGAAAGCCAUCAGUAAAGGCUUCCCUGAUCAGACUCCAGCUCAAGUCGAGUCCCCUCUGACUCUGUGUGUCCUUGGAUUUAGCCAGCAACAUCUGUUUCUUCCUAGAUGGUUUGUGUGGAGAAUGGUGUGACACUCCAGCUUUCCUUUCUGGCCUUUGAAAGAUGGUUUCAUAGGAGAGUGGAGAGAAAACCACAAAGAAAUGUGCUACAAACUCAGAAUCUUACGGGUGAACUUUUGAGACCAGGUGGACUCUUUGGAGUGCUGGGUGAGGGAUGGGUGUGUCUGGGUGGUUUGGCACAGUGCAGAACAAAGUGAUUACUGUAUUCCCUCUGUGCACUGCACAGAAACUGUCACUUGUGCAUCGUUCACAGCUCUCAUUACUGAUACCACAACAUCUAAAUUACCCUAAGCAGCCACAAAACAAAAACCACUUUGGCUAGACGAGGACUUGGAAACCUGGGAGGAGGUGUCAACAGGUUCCACUUCUGCUACAGUACUACACACAGCUCCCAGGCUCCAGCUGGGCCUUGAAAAGUGUGAAAUAAUGAAUAUUCUUACCUGACUGUCCUACUGCUCUCCAGAAAUGUUUCUGGCUUGGGCUAGAAGCAAGGCUUUUCAUAAUUGCAAUGUUGUGUGCUUCUUCAAGUGGAGAGGCAGGCAGACUGCAGAACAGAUGUCACAGCACUUAGUUGUCACUGGCCUCCAGCUGUGGCUCUCACAACAGUGGCUUCCUACAGCAAGGUGAGGACAGCAGGAGUCAUGUUGUCUCCGGGGAGAAAUGAAAUGGCAUCGUAUGGGAGGGAAGCUACAGAGACCCAGCACACAGGUAGUGAACAAAGCCCUGUUAUUCAGAUGUUCUCUUUUCCUGGGAUGUUUCAUAUAGCACUUAGAAAGCAAAGGUGAGGGAGAAAAUCACCUGGUAGCUGUCCAGUGAGGACAGCUCACACUUUGGAAGAUUAAGCUCUGACUGCACGUUAUGGAGUCGACUUGGAAGGCCAUACUGAAGUGGCAGUGGCAGCCUCUGGGUGGAAAGGCUGCGCGUGUGUCCCUGGUGUCAUCUUCCAUGCAGGCUGAGCAGUGAUCCUGUCCCAGAGGGGAUCCCUUCGCAGCCUGCAGGUCGAAUUGUACUAGCUGUGACUCUGCACUGGCUCUAGAGUGCCUUCUCAAAGCUCAAAUUCAAAGAAAGCAUUUUGAAGAAAUCUCUGGAUAGAGCUUUUGUGCUUAGAAGCUGCUGGCUCAGGUUCUGCUCUUAGCUAUGCAUAGGCAGAUGUUUAGUUUUCAUGACCUACCUGGUGAGAGUUAUUUGACUUCCUUUCUGCUUGCUUCUAUUAUUUGGGCAGAACUGGUGACAGGAAAAGAAGAAUGAAAAAUGGCUGAAUUCUUGCUACCUGGUACCAACAGCUUCUCUAAGUUCACAUUAGAAUCCCUGGCUGCCAUUGAAAAGAGAAUUGCUGCCAAGAGGAAUUGUCAAAGAAACACUACAGACCAGAAACCUGAGGAGAAACCACGUCCUCAGCUUGACCUCAAAGCUUUCCAAAAGCUACCAGCUCUCUAUGGAAGUCCUCCUCCGGAGCUCAUUGGGGAACCCCUGGAGGAUCUCGACCCGUACUACGAAGACCGUAAGGUUUUCAUAGUGCUAAACAAGCAGAAGACCAUCUUCAGAUUCACUGCUACGCGUGCCUUGUGGAUCCUCAGCCCUUUCCACCCCAUCCGAAGAACUGCAAUUAAGAUUUUAGUCCAUUCAUUGUUCACUUUGUUUAUCAUGUGCACUAUUCUAACUAAUUGUGUAUUCAUGGCUCUGACCGAGUCCCCUAAGAGUUCUUCCUCUGCUUCAUGGAACAAGUAUGUGGAGUUUACUUUCACUGGCAUUUACACUUUUGAAUCACUGAUAAAAAUAUUGGCAAGAGGAUUCUGUCUAAAUGAAUUCACUUUCCUUCGAGAUCCCUGGAACUGGUUGGAUUUCUCUGUUAUCGUCAUGGCGUACGUGGGAGCAGUUAGUAACUUGGGGAGUGUGUCAGUUCUACGAACAUUCAGGGUUCUGAGAGCUUUAAAAACCAUUUCAGUAGUCCCAGGACUCAAGAUCAUCGUAGGGGCACUUAUCCAGUCUGUUAAGAAGCUUUCUGAUGUUAUGAUUCUGACUGUUUUCUGCCUGAGCGUCUUUGCUCUCAUAGGCCUCCAGCUUUUUAAGGGCAACUUGAGAUACAAAUGUACCAAGAACUCUACAGAGCUCACUAAUAAAACAUAUGACUUGUAUGAAAUGUUUGCUAACGACACAGGUAAUUUUUUCUUGAAAGAGGGCACCUCGGAUAUUUUGCUAUGUGGCCCUAGUGCUGGGACCUGUCCCCCAGGCUACAUCUGCUUCAGAACCGGGCCAAAUCCUGACCACGGUUUCACGAGUUUUGACACGUUUGGCUGGGCUUUUCUUUCCCUGUUCCGCCUGAUGACCCAGGACUACUGGGAGCGUCUGUACCAGCAGACCCUCAGAGCUUCUGGGAAGGUGUAUAUAUUCUUCUUCAUGCUGGUCAUCUUUCUGGGCUCAUUUUAUCUAGUCAACUUGAUUCUGGCUGUAGUAACCAUGGCAUAUGAAGACCAGAACAGAGCCACCAUUGCUGAAACAGAGGCAAAGGAAAGAAGAUUUCGGGAAGCCAUGGAAUUAUUACAGAAGGAACAGGAGUCACUGGCUAUUAAAGGAAUUGAUAUCCUGUCAAUUAGCUCCCUUGAAGCCUCUUCUCUGUCUACUAAAGAAAUCAAAGAAAGAAGCAACAGAAAAACGAGACAGAAAUCCUUGGGGAUAGAAGAUAAUGAAGAAGAACAAUUCCCUAAAUUGCAGCCCACAGACAACCAGAGGAAGUUGUCUUUCCUCGGGCUGGCACACGGCUCCCACGCGCACCGGGCGAUGCGCAGACCUAGCCACGGCAGCCUGUUCAACUUCCAACUGCCUGCUUCAGAGGUCGACUGCAGAGUGGACUUCGGCGAGGAGGGAGCGCGCAGCGCCGGGGAGCAGGAGGCCCCGCGCCGCUCGCUGUCGGUCACGCAGAUGGGAAGGCGCUCCAGUGCCCACAGUCAGAAGACACACAGCUCUCACCCCGCUACCCCCAGCUACCUGCAGGGCAGCAAGUGGGCUCACACAGAUGACUGCAAUGGCGUGAUUUCAGUGACGGGAGGGGGAAGCAGCAGAGGGCACAGUCUAGACCCAGCGACUUCGGAAGGAGUAGUGCUUCCACCAGUAAUGGAAGACCUGGGAAAAGGGGAUCUGGCAGCUGUAAAUGAUGAGAGCAGCAUGAUGCAUUUGCCUCCUCAUCUGUCAGUGGAGCACUUUAACGAGGCACUUCAGAGACAAAGGGCAGCAAGCGUAGUCAGCAUAAUUACCAGUGUCUUGGAGGAACUUGAAGAAUCUCAGCGGAGAUGCCCGCCGUGCCUGAGUGAUUUUGCUUUAAAGUAUCUAAUCUGGGACUGUUGCCCACUUUGGUUGAGAAUCAAGCAAAAAGUGGCUGCUUUCAUAAAGGAUCCUUUUAUUGAUCUCACCAUCACUGUUUGCAUCGUGGUGAACACUUUGUUUAUGGCACUGGAGCACAAUAAUAUGUCAGAUAGUUUCAAAUUGAUGCUUAAUGUGGGCAACUUGGUUUUUACAGGGAUCUUCACUGCAGAAAUGAUCUUAAAAAUCAUUGCUCUGGAUCCCUAUUAUUAUUUUCAGCAGCCUUGGAAUAUUUUUGACAGUGUAAUUGUCACCCUGAGUUUAAUUGAACUCAGCUUACCCAAACACAAAAGCAAGAAAGAAAGACGAAAAGGAGGAGUGCUGUCAGUGCUGCGAUCCUUCAGACUGCUGAGGGUCUUCAAACUGGCAAAGUCCUGGCCCACCUUAAACACACUAAUUAAAAUCAUUGGCAACUCCCUGGGAGCUCUGAGCAACCUGACCCUUGUGCUGGGAAUCAUCGUGUUCAUUUUCGCUAUAGUAGGGGUGCAGCUCUUCGGGAGGAGCUACUGGGAGAACAGGCACAAGAUCACCGAAAGCGGCAAGCCGCGCUGGCACAUGAUGGACUUCUUCCACUCCUUCCUCAUCGUCUUCCGCAUUCUGUGUGGGGAGUGGAUCGAGACCAUGUGGGACUGCAUGGUGGUUGCUGAACAACCACUCUGCCUUCUGGUCUUCCUGCUGGUCAUGGUGAUAGGAAAUUUAGUGGUUCUCAACCUUUUCAUUGCCCUGCUGCUGAACUCUUUCAGUGCUGACUGUCUCCAGACGGCAGAGGAUGACAGAGAGAUGAACAAUCUUCGAAUCGCUUUUGCUCGGAUUCACAGGGGACUCCUCUUUGUGAAGAGGGUUACAUGGGACACCUGUUGUGGAAAGCUCAGGCACAUAAAGAAAGCCCACAGGAAGAAAAUGGAGUUGACUGCACAGAACCCACUUGAAUUCAAGCCUGGAGAAAGAAAAAAUUGUAAAGAGAACUACAACAAUGAAUGGCUUGAGAAAAAUGCAGACAAAUGCUCAGGGCUUGAAGACUUUGUUACCAACCCCAAUGUAUUUGUUUGUGUCCCUAUUGCUGAGGCAGAGAACACAAGUGAGGGAUUUGAAGACGGUGAUAACCUGAGCACAUGUACAGACCCAGAAUACAGCAAACAGGAUGAAAAUCACCUGAGGCAAAGGGGAGAAAGAGGGAAAAAUUCAGGCAGCUGGAGCAAAGGAUCAGGAUUUUCCUCUGAAGAACUCAGUCUGCUCUACCUAGGAAAGGAUAAGAAGGCUGAACCCUCAUCACCAGAACUUUGCAGUGUCAGCCCUUCUGAAGGCAGCACAGUGGAUCUGACAAAUCCUGAAGACCUCUUGAGACAAAUGCCAGAGUUUAAUGAAGACUUCAAGACUCCAGAAAAUUGCUUUCCAGAAGGUUGUGUCCAGUAUUUCCGUUGUUACGUGGGUAGUGCCUUAAAGCUUGGAGGAGAAAAGUGGUGGAAUCUGAGGAAAACCUGCUACCAGAUUGUUGAGCACUCCUGGUUUGAGUCCUUUAUCAUAUUCAUGAUUCUUCUGAGCAGCGGAGCCCUGGCAUUUGAGGACGUUCAUAUAAACGAGAGAAAAAGCAUUAAAAAUAUGUUGGCGUUUCUUGACAAAAUGUUUACUUUCAUCUUUGUUCUGGAAAUGCUCCUGAAAUGGGUGGCUUAUGGCUUCAAGAAGUAUUUCACCAACGCCUGGUGCUGGCUGGACUUCCUUAUUGUAGGUGUCUCUCUAAUAAACCUCCUGGGCAGCUCGGUUGGUCCUAUGAAAUCUCUUAGGACUCUCCGAGCUCUGAGACCCCUAAGAGCAUUGUCACGGUUUGAGGGCAUGAGGGUGGUGGUCAAUGCCCUGCUGGGAGCCAUCCCUUCCAUCAUGAAUGUCCUGCUCGUCUGCCUCAUCUUCUGGCUCAUCUUCAGCAUCAUGGGAGUGAACCUAUUUGCUGGGAAGUUUGGGAAAUGUGUUAAUCUGACAGAAGGAGAUUCACAAUUAAACGAUUCAAUCAAUGACAAGAGAGACUGUGAAAUGUAUAAUACCACAGGGAAAAUAUUCUGGGUCAAUGUUAAAGUCAACUUUGAUAACGUUGGCUCUGGCUACCUGGCUCUUCUUCAGGUGGCGACAUUUAAAGGGUGGAUGAACAUCAUGUACGCAGCAGUGGACUCACGAGAGAAAAAUGAACAGCCAAAAAUGGAGUCCAAUCUAUUUAUGUAUCUCUACUUCGUGAACUUCAUCAUCUUUGGAUCUUUCUUUACCCUGAAUCUCUUUGUUGGUGUUAUUAUUGACAACUUUAACCAACAGAAGAAAAAGAUAAGGGGGGAAGAUAUCUUUAUGACUGAAGAACAGAAAAAAUAUUACAAUGCAAUGAAAAAGUUGGGAUCCAAGAAGCCUCAAAAACCCAUUCCAAGGCCACUGAACAAAUACCAAAGGUUCCUUUUUGACAUUGUAACAUGCCAAGUAUUUGAUGUUGUCGUCAUGUUUCUCAUCUGCCUUAACAUGAUCAUCAUGAUGGUGGAAACCUACGACCAAAGUGAAAUGAAGACAAACAUACUUAACAAAUUCAAUAUACUCUUCAUUGCCAUCUUCACUGCAGAAUGUGUACUGAAACUGGUGGCUCUGAGGCAGUACUACUUCUCAAAUGCCUGGAACAUAUUUGAUUUAGUGGUGGUGAUCAUGUCACUUGUUGCCUCGCUGCUUUCCGGCAUUGGUAAAGCAUUUGAGCAUAUCUUACCACCUACACUCUUCAGGGUCAUUCGCUUGGCUCGGAUUGGACGAAUACUAAGGCUCAUCCGGGCUGCCAGAGGAAUCCGCACUCUUCUUUUUGCCUUAAUGAUGUCCCUGCCUGCUCUGUUCAACAUUGGCCUCUUGCUUUUUCUGGUCAUGUUCAUUUAUGCUAUUUUUGGCAUGGCUAACUUUGCCUAUGUGAAGAUGGAAGAUGGCAUUGACGACAUGUUCAACUUCCAAACCUUUGCUAACAGCAUGCUCUGUCUUUUCCAAAUCACCACAUCAGCUGGCUGGGAUGGUCUUCUCAACCCUAUUUUGAACACUGGACCGCCUUACUGUGAUCCAAACAUAAGUGAUACUAUAGGUGAAUGUGGUAAACCUGCCAUAGGUAUAAUUUAUUUCGUAAGUUACAUCAUUAUCUCAUUUCUCAUUGUUGUCAACAUGUAUAUAGCUGUUAUUCUGGAGAACUUCAAUGCAGCUACUGAGGAAAGCACAGAGCCUUUGGGGGAAGAUGAUUUUGACAUCUUUUAUGAAAUCUGGGAGAAGUUUGAUCCUGAGGCAACUCAGUUUAUAACUUUCUCUGAGCUUUCAGACUUUGCAGAUGCUCUAGCUGAACCUUUACGUGUACCAAAACCAAACAAAGUUGAACUUGUAGCAAUGGACCUGCCUAUGGUCAGUGGAGACAAGAUCCACUGCUUGGAUAUCUUGUUUGCUUUUACCAAACGAGUGUUAGGAGAUUCUGGGGUGCUGGAUACUCUAAAAGUACAAAUGGAGGAGAAAUUCAUGGCUAGCAAUCCAUCAAAAAAAUCGUACGAGCCAAUCUCUACUACACUCAGGCACAGACAAGAGCAGGCUUCUGCCACCAUCAUCCAGCGUGCCUAUAGGAGUCAUUUGCUCCUGCGCUCCGUAAAGCAGGCUUCUUACCUGCACCAUCACAGAACCUGCAGUGUUGACACUCUUGGGGAUGGUGCUCCGGAAAAAGAAGGACUUAUUGCAGCUAUGAUGGGUGAAAAUUAUGGUCAGAGUCCUGACAAGUCUGAAACUUUGUCCUCAGCAUCCUUUCCUCCAUCGUAUGACAGCGUCACAAGAGCUAGUAGUGGCAAUCCUGUGGUUGAGAAUGGGGAAACUGCAGGUAAUCAACAGUCUCCAGACACAAAAUAGUUCAUUGGUGGCACCAUGGCUGAAAAUAUUUUUGAACAUCCACAGCAGCUGACAUUGUCAAUACAUGUCAGCUGAGGCAACCUCCCUGUUAAAGUCUGCUGAUCAUGAUCGGUGAGCUAUGGCAGAUGCUAAGCCAUAGCCUUUGGCUCUGCUGUAUUCAGCUUUGUUCAGUAUUAUACAUAGACAGAGAAAGGUUCUGGAUCUGUUUGAUCGAGGCCACCCCACUGCAAGGCUGCUCUCCCCAUACCUGAGUGCAGUGGCAUACUCACAGCAGUGACAGGCAACACCUUCUGACGUUGCCCCCAGCUCCAGCAGCAGGCAAAAGCCCAAGCACCCAUGGAUCUGCUGAAGAGCAGAAAAAAAUGGCAGUGUUGAGAUAAACUGCUGAAAGGAAAGGAGCAGAAGUUUACCCUUAGCACAUUCCUGAUUGAUGCUCUCAUUACAAACCCAUCCUGGGUUAUUUGUUUCAUUUUUUGGUGUGUUUGGGGACUGGUGUACCACAAACACAGCCACUGCAUGAUCCACAGGUAUGUCACACUGUAGUGGGCUUCUUCCAGCGCGACCGAUUCAGAGAGUCGGGUCACAGCAUGUACCCUCUUGUAGUUACUUUACUGCAGAUGAAUGGAACAUUAAAUGCAACUCAGUCCUACAGAAGUUGUACAGAGCUGAGUAAAACUUUGCUUCAUGUUUUGUCUGUGAGGAUCAUUCACUUGAACCUGGUUUCCUCUGGCAGAGAGGCGAAGGCAGCCGUGCUGUGUGGUAGUCACUCCACACCAAACUGUGUUUAUGACAGACUCCCCUCAGACUUCACAGAAUGGUUGUUGCAUGCUCCAGUUCAUUCCUGCCAAAGCUGUGGAGAAGAGAGACACAAACAAGCAUUUUCGCUCAGAGGAAGCUGGCAGCAUCACUUCACUCACUCCCUUACGCACCAGAAACCCAGGCCAGGGAGUGCCACGUGGGCUCCAUCUGAGCUGCCCUUGGUCAUGGUGGUGAGUGGUUUAUGGCCACUGAACAACAAGGCCUUGAUCCAAGGUAGAGGUGUCCCAUCGGUGGUAAGAGGCUUUGCCCCUCCUGCCUGUGCUGCUGUGACGGGAGGAGCAGUUUUCUCUCCCCUGCACAGAU
Pogoniulus pusillus (Red-fronted tinkerbird) is the source of this 8980-nucleotide messenger RNA. RefSeq names its product sodium channel protein type 5 subunit alpha-like. NCBI's taxonomy places the organism in Eukaryota, Metazoa, Chordata, Aves, Piciformes, Lybiidae. Gene Ontology annotation, biological process: neuronal action potential; membrane depolarization during action potential; sodium ion transmembrane transport. The record is from RefSeq and is a predicted model, not a curated record. Gene Ontology annotation, cellular component: axon; plasma membrane; voltage-gated sodium channel complex. The transcript has 28 exons. Gene Ontology annotation, molecular function: voltage-gated sodium channel activity; calcium ion binding. Bases 1871 to 7858 code for a protein of 1995 amino acids.